AUGCAAGCUACCCGAGAUCAAAUUACAGUUGGGGUUGUUAUCCCUGCCGUUUCAUCGAAGUUGAUGCAAAUCCCGGAUGUCAGGGAGGUCAAAGAUGUUUUGAACAGGAUCUCCGGCAUGAUGGGGUUGAAAUAUAACCUCAUGACGGCCUACUGCGGUGGGAAAUUCUAUCGUGAAUGGUAUCACCUCGCCGAGGGAGAUGUCAUUUGGAUUGAGUACCCUGAGGACAAGCUACCGGACAAACUCAAGGAGAUUGCUGCUAAAGAAGCUGCUAGUAGAGCAGAGAAGCUUUUUAUACCAAGAAAGAAAGCAGCUCUCCCAAUCAUAGCUCCUACUAAUGGUACUAGGAUUCCUAGUGUCUAUGAAGGAAAUCUUGGUUACUCUGGAUCUUUCGUCCAACGUCCGGCUCCAGCUCCUGUCCUUCCAUUGCCAUUGAAAAAGGCUGCAACCGUUGAUUACCUCGCUGGUGACCUCUUCCAUCAACCUACCAAUACUUUUGUUCCGAAGGGGGUUAAAUACUGGGAAAACAAUUCCGGAAACCCACAGGGCUUCGGGAAUCCUGCAUCUUUGGAACAAUACGGAACCACUGGAAACUACCAACGUUACCCCUCUAGACCCCCGCCAACCGCUAGUAUCACGAAUCCACAAGCGAGGUGGUCUAUCGCCGGUAUUGACUCAAGCGUCAUGCUCAGAGAUCAUUCUAUGUUCACCAAGAACUACCGCAAGGGUAAAAUUAAUCCAAUGAUUCGCAUCAAUUUCAAAUUCUGGACUGGACAAGAUGUUCCCCUUCAACUCCAUCCAGAGAACCGAAUUAGUACCAUUGUCAAGAGUUUGAUUGCGAUGAUGAAAACUGGGAAGGAAGGGGUAACCCCAGAUCUUCUAGUUUUCAAAGGUCCUAACCCGGGGCAAAAGAUCACUCUGGAGGACAAGAUGAUUACUCUCUUUCCUGAGCAUCCAGCUGAAAUUGAUAUCGAAGUCUCUUUGGCUGGAGCUGAGCAAGAAGACACUGAUACUAAGAUGGAUUACGGUGGUGAUUAUUGGAAGGCCUUUGUCAAGGAACAAUUGUUUUCCUAG
Orbilia oligospora ATCC 24927 is the source of this 1074-nucleotide messenger RNA. RefSeq lists its product as uncharacterized. The transcript is spliced from 3 exons. NCBI's taxonomy places the organism in Eukaryota, Fungi, Ascomycota, Orbiliomycetes, Orbiliales, Orbiliaceae. The record is from RefSeq and is a predicted model, not a curated record. The coding region runs from base 1 to 1074 and encodes 357 amino acids.